GUUUCACUUGGAAAAAAAAGUUUUACGGGUUCAGUUUGGGUAGAUGGAAAUCAACCCAUCAACAAACAAACAAGGACGACGAACGACAACAACAACAACAGACGGCAAAACUCUGAAACAAAUUGAAUCUUGAUCCAGCACUCACCGGCCCCGCCCAGAUCAGAUCUUUUCUCACCUAUAAAUCCACCCCUUCUCCGUCUCAUAAUCUCAUUGUCUCUUGCGAAGAUGGUUAACUUGGAAUGAGAAAGGAGAUGGUAGAGAGUGAUUUGAGUAGUGAAAAGGUUGAGUGCACGACAGACGGUUGUAAUCGUCAUAUUGAAACUCAAGGUUGUGGUCUUCAUAGAGACCCUUCAUUCUCACCCUGGGUUGAUGAGAGCGUCCAAUUUAAAUGCCAGUUAGAGGAUUCUGAUGCAAGCAUAGAAGACUCUGAUUUUGAGUUGCCUUUGCCUAACAAGGGUGACUUAGAAAACGGUUGUGUAGAAGCAGACAGCUACGGUAGAUUUCUAGACCAAAGUAUGCACUUAAACAAAGAUGCUGUCGUGGAAGAUGCUUCUGCGCAUUGUAGUGGAGAUGGCCACAAGAAGUAUGUGCCUUUUGAUCUUGAAACUGAAACUGUUAGGGACAUGAGCUCAUCAAAUAGUGUUGUUGAUGGAGCUAAUUCUGUUGGUAAUUGUGAAAAACUGGCUGUCCAUUCCAGAAGCUCUAUAUCAUCUGCUGAUCUGUUGAAAACAUUGUUCUUUAUACUAAUGUGGUAUACUUUCAGCACAUUUUUGACCCUGUACAACAAAACUCUUUUAGGAGAUCAUCUGGGGAAGUUCCCAGCUCCCUUGUUGAUGAAUACUAUCCACUUCACAAUGCAAGCUGUUCUGUCAAAGCUGAUUACAUGGCAUUGGUCUCAUAGGUUUAGACAAACUGUGCCUAUGUCAUGGAAUGAUUACUUCUAUAGAGUUGUUCCGACUGCUCUUUCAACAGCAUUGGAUGUAAACCUGAGCAACGCAUCCCUUGUUUUUAUUUCUGUUACAUUUGCCACAAUGUGUAAAUCUGCAGCUCCUAUAUUCCUCCUUCUGUUCGCUUUUGCAUUCAGGCUGGAGUCUCCAAGCAUUAGACUUUUAGGUAUUAUUGUAGUAAUCUCCAUUGGAGUUUUGUUAGCAGUUGCAAAGGAGACAGAGUUUGAGUUUUGGGGUUUUCUUUUUGUGACACUUGCUGCUGUUAUGUCUGGGUUUCGCUGGUGUAUGACUCAAAUUCUUCUGCAGAAAGAAGCCUCUGGUUUGAGAAAUCCACUUGUGUUGAUGAGCUACUUGACUCCAAUUAUGGCAGUGGUAACUGCUGCUCUUUCUCUGUUCUUUGAUCCAUGGCAUGAAUUUGGAAAGAACAAUUACUUCAAUAAUUCAUGGCAUGUUGCUCGAAGUUGCUUCUUGAUGCUCUUUGGUGGUACACUAGCCUUCUUUAUGGUUCUGACAGAAUACGUUCUUGUUUCAGUAACCAGUGCUGUUACAGUGACAAUAGCAGGUGUUGUUAAGGAGGCUGUUACAAUACUGGUUGCAGUAUUUUACUUCCAUGAUGAAUUUACCUGGCUGAAAGGAGUUGGACUCAUUACAAUCAUGGUUGGAGUCAGUUUAUUCAACUGGUACAAAUACCAAAAACUACUGAAGGGUCAACUAGAUACAAAUGAUGUGGCAAUGACACCCUCGACAAAUGUUGCUGCAAAGUAUGUCAUCCUUGAGGAGAUGGAUGAUGAAGAUGAUCAUCUUUGUGAGCUUAAAAAUCACACAAUACCAAUUUGAUCAACCUAGUAAGCUUCUCCUGUACUUUUGUCAGUAUCAUUUAAUCAACGAUUCAGCCUUUUUUGCAACUCCUGGCAAGCUGAAUCCUUUUCAUGCAUGGUUUUAAUGCUGAGAUUAUGGAAUUCUCAGCUGGUUGAGGAAGAUGUACUGUGCUAAGACAGUUGAAAUUAAGGUUUUCUUGGAGAUGUUUAAUGAUAAGGGAUUUGUGGUGUUAUACAUGUCAAGUUCUGUACUUGUAUUUUACCCUUAUGAUACCUGUGGCAAAGCUGGACUGCAAUUUCGCCCGCAUUUCUGCUCCUUGGUUCAAUAGUGCUUGUGCUUUAUUUUUACCUAACAUUCUUAAGAUACAGAAGAUGUAUUUUGCAACGGCAAAUUGUAGCACAGAUAAGAUUGGACUUGCUCCUAUACGUGUUGAAUUAUGUAAAUCACUGCAUGUGUAAAAUUCCAUUUGCACAUUUUUUUGAAGAGGAAAUAUACAUUGUAUCCUGCC
Molecule: messenger RNA, 2274 nt
Organism: Rubroshorea leprosula
Lineage: Eukaryota; Viridiplantae; Streptophyta; Magnoliopsida; Malvales; Dipterocarpaceae
Source: the annotation of a GenBank genome assembly